This is a messenger RNA of Gossypium raimondii (Peruvian cotton), 2035 nucleotides long. Its product is annotated as aconitate hydratase, cytoplasmic. Gene Ontology annotation, biological process: tricarboxylic acid cycle; citrate metabolic process. Gene Ontology annotation, cellular component: mitochondrion; cytosol. Lineage: Eukaryota; Viridiplantae; Streptophyta; Magnoliopsida; Malvales; Malvaceae. The record is from RefSeq and is a predicted model, not a curated record. Gene Ontology annotation, molecular function: 4 iron, 4 sulfur cluster binding; aconitate hydratase activity.
AAAUUUGUUGAGUUUUACGGUUUGUUCUCUUAUCACAAGUCUAUCAACAGAGAUAUAUAUAUAUUUACCAUUAUUAUCCAAUGUACAUGCCUUCAUCAUCAUUUAUUAUUUUUAAUUUGCAUGUCGGUGAGGGAAUGGGUGAAUUAUCAUUGGCUGAUCGAGCCACAAUAGCAAAUAUGUCGCCUGAAUAUGGAGCAACCAUGGGCUUUUUCCCUGUAGAUCAUGUAACACUGCAGUAUCUUAAGCUAACUGGUAGAAGUGAUGAGACAGUAUCAAUGAUAGAAGGUUAUUUGCGUGCAAACAAGAUGUUUGUCGACUACAAUGAGCCUCAACAAGGAGCAUACAGUUCCUUUUAACGGUUGGACCUGGCCGAAGUUGAACCCUGUAUCUCAGGGCCGAAGCGGCCUCAUGACCGAGUUCCUUUGAAAGAAAUGAAGGCUGAUUGGCAUGCUUGUCUUGAUAACAAUGUUGGAUUCAAGGGUUUUGCUGUGCCAAAGGAAGAGCAGAAUAAAGUUGCUAAGUUCACAUUCCAUGGCCUGCCUGCCGAACUUAGACAUGGAAGUGUUGUAAUUGCAGCUAUCACCAGCUGUACAAACACAUCAAACCCUAGUGUCAUGCUCGGGGCUGGGCUUGUUGCUAAGAAGGCUUACGAACUAGGUUUGGAGGUCAAGCCAUGGAUUAAAACAAGUCUUGCUCCUGGAUCUGGAGUUGUUACAAAGUAUUUGCUUCGGAGUGGGCUGCAAAAAUACUUGAAUCAACAAGGUUUUAACCUUGUUGGUUAUGACUGCACAACUUGUAUCGGAAAUUCUGGAGAACUUGAUGAAUCAGUUGCUUCGGGAAUUUCAGAAAAUGAUAUCAUUGCUGCAGCUGUUCUUUCCGGGAAUAGAAACUUUGAAGGUCGUGUUCAUCCCCUAACCAGAGCUAACUAUCUUGCUUCACCUCCAUUAGUAGUUGCCUACGCCCUUGCUGGCACGGUUGAUAUUGAUUUCGAGAAAGAGCCUAUAGGGACAGGAAAAUCGGGUAAAAGUAUAUAUUUCAAGGAUAUAUGGCCUAGCAAUGAUGAGAUCGCACAGGUUGUUCAAUCUAGUGUGUUGCCUGAUAUGUUGAAGAGCACCUAUGAAGCCAUCACAAAGGGCAACCUGAUGUGGAAUCAACUUUCCGUCCCUGCUUCCACGCUUUAUUCUUGGGAUCCAAACUCAACAUACAUUCACGAGCCUCCAUAUUUCAAAAACAUGACCGUAGAACCACCAGGCCCGCAUGGAGUGAAAGAUGCCUAUUGCUUGCUCAAUUUUGGUGACAGUAUUACCACCGAUCACAUCUCUCCUGCAGGUAGCAUCCAAAAGGAUAGCCCUGCUGCUAAGUUUCUUCUUGAGCGUGGGGUGGACAAAAAGGACUUCAAUUCCUAUGGUAGUCGUCGAGGCAAUGAUGAAGCGAUGGCAAGGGGCACCUUUGCCAAUAUCCGCAUUGUCAACAAGCUUCUGAAGGGAGAAGUUGGUCCGAAGACUAUUCAUGUUCCGACAGGAGAAAAGCUUUAUGUAUAUGAUGCAUCAAUGAGGUACGAGGCUGCUGGGCAAGACACGAUAGUCUUAGCUGGAGCAGAGUAUGGAAGUGGCAGCUCAAGAGAUUGGGCUGCCAAGGGCCCAAUGUUACUGGGCGUGAAAGCAGUUAUCGCCAAGAGCUUUGAGAGAAUUCAUCGAAGUAAUCUGGUUAUCCGUCCUAAACAAAGAGUAGACAAUUUGAUAUUGGCAUACUUUGAUCACGGUGGCAUUCUUCCAUUUGUUAUCCGUAACCUAAACAAAGAGUAGACAAUUUGGCUUCAAGUAAGUAGUCUCUUCACUUUGCUAUCUGCUUUGAUUGGAUUUGACAGUGGUAUCAUUCGAUCGACAGUUAAUAACUAGUACUGGUAUCUCAUUGUUCUCUAUACGAUCUGUUUUUCGUAAUAUUUCGUUGUAAUAUCUGGCGUGAUUCAUUUUGAAGCCGAAUCAAUUUGAAGAGUUAGAUAUGAAAUCUAGUCUGUUUCCGAGUUCUCCUUCAA